Eruca vesicaria subsp. sativa (arugula) is the source of this 420-nucleotide messenger RNA. The record is from the annotation of a GenBank genome assembly. NCBI's taxonomy places the organism in Eukaryota, Viridiplantae, Streptophyta, Magnoliopsida, Brassicales, Brassicaceae.
AUGUCUUGUUAUGAUGAUGAUAAUGAUGGUCAAGACUGCAUGUCAGUUUUUGAGAUGGUUUCUAGUGAAGAUUGGUGGAAGGGGAAAUCUAAGAUGAGUCAAAGGCUUACACUCAAGGAAGUGUUUGAGAAAGAUAUAGGGCUUGAUGAUGAUUUGCCUCCUUCUUACAUAAAGGGCUGUGGUUUGGUCCAGAGACGUAGAGAAAAGAUUAAGGCGUCUAAGUUAACGAUUGAUGCGGUGCAACAUCCUUGUGACAAAGCUAGUGGAAGUGAGUUGUCUUUGGAGCUUGAACAUAGCAAGAAGAAAAGGAAGAGAGGUUCUGAAACUGAUCAGGAGAAUUUGGUUAUAGAGACUUUGCUCUUACACAAUGUGAGUGAUGAAGAAAUUGAGAAGGGGUAUUACAAUGCUUUGCUAGGUUAG